Acytostelium subglobosum LB1 is the source of this 1842-nucleotide messenger RNA. RefSeq lists its product as hypothetical. The transcript is spliced from 3 exons. The record is from RefSeq and is a predicted model, not a curated record. Bases 1 to 1842 code for a protein of 613 amino acids. Lineage: Eukaryota; Evosea; Eumycetozoa; Acytosteliales; Acytosteliaceae.
AUGGACAACUUGUCAUUGUUGUUACUUAAGGAGUUGGUAUCAUACUUGCCACAAGUCAGUAGAAUUGAAGAUCCGAUCAAUGGUGACAAACCCUUGACCAUCAAACAUUCAUGUAGUAACAUAGGCUUGCCAGUCCCAUCAUAUGUGACAAACUUUAUGUAUCGUCCAACUGAGGCAGAGUGCGUGAAGCUGACACCUGGUUGUCUGCCAGAGGGACUACAGUCACUAGAACUUGGAAACAAUUAUAAUCAUCCAUUAACACCUGGUGUACUACCAUCAUCACUAACAGUACUAUCAACAGAGAUGUUCAAUCAACAACUACCUAGUAUACUACCAAGUGGACUUACCAACAUUAGCCUGGGUCGAGGCUAUAAUACCCUACUGCCACCACUCUCCCUGCCCAAAGGAUUGCUCUCAUUGCGACUGAGAAAUGAGUUGUACAAUCACCCGAUCUAUUCACUCCCAUCAUCAUUGACCUAUCUCAGCAUCAGAUCAAGUGUCCAGCCGAUCGAUCUACCACCGUCGCUCACCGAACUACACCUUGGAUACACAUUCAACAAUGUUAUCGAUAAAGGAUAUCUACCCCAAUCACUCAAGAUUCUCUCUCUGACUGGAUGCUUUAACCAACCUUUUGAGCCCGACGUGCUUCCAUCGUCCCUGCUCGAGCUCUCAAUCGGAUACUCAUACACCCAUUAUAUCCGCGUUGGUGUGCUCCCUCCAUUACUCAACAAGUUACAGUUCACCUCAAGAAUUUAUAAUGUUCUCGAGUCCAAGGCCAUCCCUGCAUCACUGCGAAGUUUGGCACUAUUCCAUUGUCCGCCAACGAUGUUUCCCUUGCCCCAGCUUACCAACCUCCGGGUGGCGAAGGGGACUCACUUCCCAAUUCAAAGCUUGCCAUCAUCGAUAACAAAACUCAACAUACUGGGUGACUUCAACGAUCCAAUCACAUCGACACCAAACUCUCUUGUCUCUUUGUCGCUCAGCGACAACUUCAAUCAACCCUUGGCUGCAGGAGUUUUCCCUCCAACUCUCAAAGAUAUCUUCUUUUGCACAGAGUUUGACAGCCCAAUAGAUGUUGGCGCAUUACCUGCCUCUCUAACCAGUUUGACAUUCACAAGAAAGGCCAAGUUCAAUCAGUUGUUGACACCGGGCGUCCUUCCAUCAUCAAUCCAAAGCAUUACAUUUGGUGCCAGGUUCAAUCAACCAUUCGUACCAGGCAUGCUACCUCCUUCUAUCACACAGCUGACUCUUGGGCAAGACUUCAACCAUCCUUUGGAGUCCAACGUGCUACCAUCGACCAUCACUCGCUUGGUAUUUGGCGAUGAAUUCAAUCAAGUUAUCGCAGUGGAUACCUUACCAAACAAACUCAAGCGAUUGGAAUUUGGUACCUGUUUCUCAGGCACAAUCAAUGAUGGUGCACUGCCCUGCACUUUGGAGAUGAUGUCACUCAAAGGCGCAAUUGGGGCACAGUACACUUCAUGUGCCUUUGUCAAUCAAAGUCUCGAGGUGAUACUAAACUCAAUCAUUGAUCAUGCCCAAUUGGUCAACUUGAAACCAAUCCAACAAUCAAUUCGAAUGAUCCGCGUGUCUGAACCGGUGCCAUCAAAGACCCUUACAGCCAAACAGCUUAUCUCUGGAUCGCUCCAGAUACUCAAGUCAUUCGUAACCAAUCACUUCCAAUUCUACUACACCUUCCAGUGUGUCGAGAUGCUAAGGAUCAAUCCAAACACAUUCAUAAUGAUCCAUGGCGGCUACGAAGUCACUACCUCAUCCCUAUCAGAUUUACUCGAUAUCAACAACAACAUGUUCAAUGUUCAUUCAACAAUAAACAUGAUAUUUUAA